UGUUAAGCUGGAUUUCCACUGCCGUGAGUCGUGCGCGACCUACGACGGAAAGUGUCCGACGAUGGCAUUUCAACCAAAGCAGACAAAAUCCGCUCGACGCGGCGGAGAGUGAGCUGAGUUGAGCGGAUUUUUGCCUCCCAUUUCCACCAACCGACUCAUCUCAGCGGAUACGAUCCGCGCGGACGAAAAAACUGUGAGUCGAUGAGUUGAACUUGGUUCAACUUUUUUUCGUCCGCUCGCCAAAAUCUAUGACAAAUUCUCAUUUCCUUGAGCGGAAUAUAUAAAAUCACAUAAAUUCACUUCUUAUUAUUCACAUUCCGCUAACAUCAAUUAUUUCAUAAAAUUAGAAUAUUCGAAAUAAAUAUAAAAUGUCGAGUGACAGUGAGGAGGAUGGAGGAAGUUUGAACAUCAACGAGGAUGGGGAUCAAUGUCAUGUAAUGGGUGAGGAAAUACCGGGCGCCCAGGAAGAGAAUAUUUGGAGGAAUGAAGAUAUAGAAUUACUUAUAGAUACAGUGAGAUCAAAUCCAAUUUUGUUCGAUGUCAAAUCAAAGGAUAAUAAGAACAGUGGUAAAAAGGAACUUGUGUGGUUAAAUGUUUCCAGUACGGUAGGGAAGGAUGUUCCUGAAUGCAAGAAGAAGUGGAAAUAUCUACGGGAUAAUUUCAAUAAAGUCGUUAAAAAGAAGAAAGGCAAGUCUGGCAAGUCUGGCAAAAAAGAAAAACAAUGGGAAUACUUCGAAAUGUUGAACUUUUUAAAGCCGUUCGUAAUUGCCAAUACUGAAUCUUCUGGUAAUUUGGAUAAAACUCCGGCGCCGGAUGAAACCACCAAUCGAAGUGGUCGAGAUCAUUCCCGUGGGCCGGAUUUAGAUGAGGACGACCCCAUCAAGCCCGAGACCAUAUCCAAAAAAAUGAAGAUGUCAGAGAAAGUUGAUGCAGCAUUAUUGGGAUACCUAGAAAAGCAAAAUAUAAAAGACUCGAACCACCAUUUCUGUAUGGCUCUGGCGGAUGAUUUGCGAAAAAUGACAGCAGCUCAGUCAUCAUAUGCAAAAACCAAAAUUCAGCAAAUUAUGUAUGAAAUUGAAUUUCCGCAGAAUACAACGCCGGCGCCGGGAGGACGUGAUGUCAAUGAGUAAAUUGAUGAUUGAAAAUUUUUAUUUAUUGUUACUUGAGAUCUUUAACGCACAAUUAUAAUAAUAUGGAUUUAAUAAUAAAUUUCAUUGCAUUUAAUCCAAGCCAACAAUUCUUCGCCGCCAUUCUACUGCCCCUUCAUUUACAAAGUAUUCUGCAAAGCUCUCCCUCAUCUCUCGUGCUGCAGCACUGUGCAUAUUUGAACUCAUUCUAGUGAGGUUUCUCAGCGCUAAAGAGUCUUCUUCUUGUCUCCAUGCGCCGUUAUCUUCGUCACCAGUGUCCACGAAUCCUGCAGGGCAAUAUAUAUCUGCCCCCGGCGCCGAGAGAUCUUGAGUACGCAGGAAAUUGUGUAGUGCGAUGCAGGCUGCAGAAUGAACAUGAGAUAAGUACUAUACAUAAUUAAUAGUUUGUGCACAUUUGGUUAAUUUAUACCUUUCACAAUACUUUCAACAUCGGCAGGGCAACAAUCGGUCGUCGAAAUAUCCUGAAGCGCUUCGACAUUACACCGAACGAAUUCUCAAUAAUUCGACGAGCCCUAGAAAGCCGGUAGUUAAAUAUUCUUCUCACUUCAGUUAGUCAUCGCCCUGGAUAUGGCCUCAUCAUGUAACAUUUUAAUGGAAAAGCUUCAUCUCCAACAUGGUAGUUGUUUUGUUGAUUCAGGUAGCAAUUUAGGUCCAGGAAUUCCAAGAUGUCCUAGUAUUACAAUAUAAAUUCCUAUUUACAUAAUGCAGGAAUUUGUUAUGCCAGCUCUGCGAUAUUAAAUUAGCGUAAAAUUACCUGAUUCUAAUCUGGUUCCUAAAGCAGAAAUUGAAAAAAUUCCUGCAUCGCUUUGUCUCCCGUAGGCGCCUACGUCAACCGUUGUGAAUCGGUAGUCAGCAUCACAAGUUGCCAUCAACACGAUACUAAAUCUUCCUUUGUAAUUAUAAUAUUGUGACCCAGAUUUGUAUGGAGCUUCUAUAUCUAUAUGUUUUCCGUCCACUGCGCCGAUACAAUUAGGAAAAUUCCAACGCUCCCUGAAUCCUUUUUCGAUUAAGUUGUAGUCUUCAUUUGUUGGGGCCUAAAAAAUAUUCCAGCUUAAAAAUAAUUAGCAGGACAUGAGGCUAAUUAUUAUUACAUAAGUUAUCUUUACCUUCACAAAUAUUGGACUUAAUCUGUUCCACAAGAUCUGAGUCGUCUCUCGAACGAUUCGCCAAACAGUUGUAUGCCCCAUGCUAUAACUUGUAGAUAUACUUGCUAAGCUAUCUCCGGUCGCUAAAUAUCUGCCAGUUAUGAAUUAUAUGUAUGAGUUAUUUCAUUAAUAAAUAUAUAAAUAUUUCUUUCUCGGCGCCGAGUCUUCGUCGUACCUAAGGGUGACAAAUAGCCGGAAAUCUGGGGGAAUUGAUGUCCUAUAAUUUGUGUCCUGUUUUUGGAGGUCUUCUUUAACAAUGCUCAAUGUUCCCCCCACACACCUCGAAGUAAAUUAAGAGGAUGCACCCAGUAGCGAUGCACUCUUUUUUUCCGGCGCCGGAUUAAAGCCAAAAUAAUAACUGGAUCCAUCGUUAAUUAAAUU
Folsomia candida is the source of this 2674-nucleotide messenger RNA. RefSeq lists its product as uncharacterized. Lineage: Eukaryota; Metazoa; Arthropoda; Collembola; Entomobryomorpha; Isotomidae. Gene Ontology annotation, cellular component: nucleus; transcription regulator complex. The record is from RefSeq and is a predicted model, not a curated record. Gene Ontology annotation, biological process: regulation of transcription by RNA polymerase II. Gene Ontology annotation, molecular function: DNA binding. The coding region runs from base 369 to 1130 and encodes 253 amino acids. The transcript is spliced from 4 exons.